AUGGACAUACGAGAGACCAUCAGAGGUCUCCAGCCCCUCUAUGGGAAGGUCACCCCCCUUCGAACUGUUCAAGAGACAAGACCCCCAGAAGAUUUUGCCGACGCCUAUGUCACAGAAGUCAACGUGAAAACUGCGUCCAAAGUGAUCAAGGCUCUCGACUCUGCCUUCCCUAAAGACCCAUCCCUCCCACUAUCCCACCUCCGUCGCUUUGCCAAAAGAGAAAUACUCCCACCGCCGCUGCGAGCAGCAAUUGAAGAACAAAGCCCACCUUUAGCAGCACCAGUGCAGACAAUCUUUGUCCUUAUCUCCCCUCCACUGCCCGAUCUCGACAAACUUCAAGCUCUACUCGCUCCAUUUGCGCCGAACGCUGCGCCGGCCACCCCAGGCCAGACACCCGAAGAUGCCUCACAGCCCGAUUCUCCAAGCCCAAAGAUCUAUCUACACCCAACCAAAAUCCCCCUCUACCCACCCUUCAACAGCAAGCAAGCUGAUGCAUGGACCAAGACCCUCUGGCCGGUGGUCUUCAACCCGGCCGCACCUCGCUCAACAGUCGCUCCACCUCCUCAGAUCUUGAAUCGUGCACAGGAAUCCAUCGAGCCACGAGCUGGCUACUAUUUGUCCCUGGCGCGCAAAGUCGCAGAGGAAGCAGAGCAAUCCGGGCUCGGCCGCGGCGUAGGCGCAGUCAUAGUCGACCCAGCCAUUGAAGAGGAGCUCUCUGCCGCAAGUUGGGAGUCUGGAGCUGGCGAGACAGCUAGUUGGGACGAGGCAGUUCUUGCAGUAGCUGGCGAUGCGCGAUAUUGCCGCCCCGAGGCUGGUGCCCCUUCCCAGGCACAGCUACAUCCUGGUGUAGCACCGAACCCAGCCAGCACCACAUACAUUGCAGAAUUUGAGGGCGGGCCUGAAUUGCACGCAUUGAUGCGCGCAGCAGGAUUCAUUGCCCGCUGGCGACGAGAGAACGAUAGCCGUGGUGAUGCCACUGCGACUGCAGACGCAUCAAAUCCAGAACACCUACAAGACACGGAGGAAUUGAGCUCUCUUGAAUCCUAUUUCUUGUACCGCCAUCGCCCUGGUGCAUCAGAUACCACAAUUGGUGAACUAUUAUUCUCCCCUUCCUCUCCAAAGAAGAGGAAACACGAGGAACCAAACCCGGAGUCUGGCUCUACCAUCGACCCAUCCAACCCCGAGCAGUCUCAGCUUCAAACCCCACCUCUACCUGCCCCUCCCCCUUCUACAACAGCUGUCUCUGGUCCCCCCAUUCCAAUCACAGCUCCAGCAACUUCCCGCAUCCGUACACGCUCCCAGGGUGGUUAUCUCUGUACGGACCUAGACGUCUAUGUCUCCCACGAGCCCUGCCUAUGCUGUUCCAUGGGUAUGCUUCUUUCCCGAUUCCGGGCGGUAAUAUUCCCUAGACGGGGAAGGUUGGAGAGCGGAGGUCUUGCUUCUGAGCCGGUUGUUGCUCCUACUGCUGAUGAAGUUGAACCUGAGGAUGACACAAAAGGACAGGACGAGAGGGGAUACUACGGACUACACUGGAGGAAAGAGUUGAAUUGGAGAGCUCUUGGAUUUGAGUAUGUGGAAGAAGAUGAUGAAGAGAUCAAGGAUGAACCGAAACGGCCUGUGUUUCAUGCUUAA
This is a messenger RNA of Penicillium antarcticum, 1632 nucleotides long. Its product is annotated as putative tRNA-specific adenosine-34 deaminase subunit Tad3. Bases 1 to 1632 code for a protein of 543 amino acids. Gene Ontology annotation, molecular function: catalytic activity. The transcript is spliced from 3 exons. NCBI's taxonomy places the organism in Eukaryota, Fungi, Ascomycota, Eurotiomycetes, Eurotiales, Aspergillaceae. The record is from RefSeq and is a predicted model, not a curated record.